UUUGUAAACAUUGAAUUGUGCGAGCUUACGAACGGAGUGUGCUAACGAGCCUGAUGCUAUGGUAAUUUCCACGAUCGGUUUCCAUCAAGGAAAGCUCACUUUAAGCUCUGUGCAUGUAUUCCUUUGUGCGCACUAUUAGCGCUCGGCUGAUUUACUGUUCGUUUGGUAAUGGUUUUUAUUAUUAGUUAAAUUAAGGCAGUGUAGUUAGUUUAGAUCUGUUAUGUCCCUGUUUGUUUAUUGGACACGUUAGUGGACAUAACGAUCGUUUUGCAUUUUUUGUUGUUCUUGUUCUUGUUUGUAUUCUUCUCGGUAUCGUUAUGAAAAAAUCGUAUUUCUCAUUGAUUACUGGACCAUUCGCUUUGAAAUUUUCAGUGAGUAAAGAUUAUAUUUUUCACUAGAACUAGUCUAUUGACCAUCUUGUCCACGGAUCGUUUGUUCCAUUUGCUAGUUACCCAUAUUCCGGGCCAUCCUGUGGUUGCAAAAAUUAUUAAUGCGGCCACUCCUACCCCCACGCUAACCAUGAUGCAUCAGAGCUCAAUUUCUGGGCCGGAUGAUUGCCAGAGUUUAUCUCCCCAGGAGGGUGCGAUUCUAUUGGGUGUUCUAAACCUGGAGGAGCUGCGUCAAAAACUGUCCCGCUUGCUGGAUAAAUCUGUCUCAAUGUCUUCACCAGACGAGGCGUUCGUCCAUCUUGAGGGGCAGUUGGUCUACCCGGGUCUCUGUUUCCAGAGUGGCGGACGCCAGCCCCCAAACCGUUAUUCACGUCCAGCCUAGAAACGGACCAAAUCAAACCAAUUGAAUGGCGAACGUGGGUAUCGGUCAUUUUUAACAUUCGAACUAUCGCUAGUAAUACGUCCCCAAUUUUAUCUGGUAGAGGAGUUCGUCAAGGAUGCCUUCUCUCGGCAAUCAUUUUUAACAUGGUGAUGGAAGUUCUUAUCCGGGGCGUCAAAUGUUUGCCGGACGUCAGUUACCAGUUACGAUGUGCGCCGGAUGUGACCGUCAACGGCCAGGGCUACGCAGACGAUUCUGCUCCGUGUGCGUCGUCGCGGCAACAGUUGGAGGCGCAACUUUCAAUGUUUGAAGAGUUCACGCGAUGGUCCGGAAUGCAAUUCAAACCAUCCAAAUGUCUUGUCCUUGCAUUGGUUCGGUCGGAAGGCACGAUGGUCGCGGACGGUGAGUUACCUUGGCAAGAGUAUGUAUGAGAUACCGGAUCGUCGGACGAAAGCUGAACCAUGGACUGCGGUUAAAGAUGGAACAGUAGCAGGCAACACACCAAUGUAUCCACUAGUCAUUGAUGAAAUGAUGAAACCAUACAUUGCCAUACCUGACGCUUGCAAGAGCAAACCAGUUGCUGACGAAGAUUGCUUACAUUUGUCUGUGUAUACUCCGCAUCUGGAAAAAGGAAAAAACCUUCCGGUGAUGGUGUGGUGGUUUGGCGGUGGAUUCAGCAUGGGUUCUGAACGCUUGUAUGAUGGAAGUAUGUUGGCUGGAAUGAACGAUGUUGUCAUAGUUGUGCCUAACUAUAGACUUGGAAUAUUUGGAUUUCUCUCCCUUGGACCUUCUUCAAUAUGCCCGGGGAAUGCUGGAUUUUUAGAUCAGCAGUUGGCAUUGAGAUGGGUCCAAGAAAACAUCGAUGCAUUUGGCGGUGACAAAGACAACGUGACUAUCUUUGGUGAAAGUGCUGGAGGAAUGUCUGUCAACAUGCAUAUGUUGUCUCCAUUAUCACGCGGUCUGUUCCACAAAGCAAUUAGUCAUAGUGGACAAGCAACUUUAAAAGGAUUUUUUCAAACGGUCGAGAAGAAUUCUGAGAAGAAUGAAAAAUGUUUUAAGCAUUUGAAGAUUGAAGAAAAAGAAGAUUGUAAAAUUCUGGAAGCAUUACAAAAGAUUCCAGCCGAUGAUUUAGUCAAUUCGUGUAUGCAAUUGUCAAUGCAAAGGAUUUCUUUUCUCCCUACUCUUGAUGGUAAGGUGUUUUGUAAAACUCCAGGAGAAUAUGUAAACGACAAAGAAUUUGUUAAAGUGCCGUAUAUUCUUGGAUGCAACAGCACAGAAGGACAAGGAAUAUUAUCAAGCUCAUCCCCUAAUUUUAUGACCGGUAUAAAAGACGUGGAAGAGGUUUAUAAAUCAUUAUUCACUCCUGUAACAAAGGAAGGUUUCGAAAAGUGCAAAGAAUUCUACUCGGUGGACGAUCAAGACGAACUGCGGUUCAGUAAACUACAGGGAAGCAUAAUGGGCGAUUCAAUGUUUGUUGCUCCCGCUGUCAAGGUUGCUUCAUCUCAUUCGGAUACUGGCGCACCAACAUACGUUUAUCAUGGAAACUUUCAGCUUAAACUAUUCCACGACAGAGAAUAUGGACCAGAAGUUGGAUUAAAGCCGAGUUGGUGCAUUUGCGACCAUGGCGAGGAUGUUAUCCUGACGUUUGGAGUUCCAUUUUCACCGAACGAACUUCCUUUGGGUACGAAAUAUACCGAAGAGGAAAAGCAAAUGAGUAUCGAUUUCAUGAAGUAUUUGACAAAUUUUGCAAAAACAGGAAAUCCCAAUAAGGGGCAGAAAGUGGAUAUCAAUUGGCCCCAAUACAAAACCAAAGGAAAAUAUCUCAUUGUUAAUAUCCCAUAUUCAAUCGGAGAAAAUUUGGCAGAAAAAGAAGCAGAAUUCUGGAACGAAGUGAUGCCCGAUUACGUGAUUGAAUGAUUGAAAGAAUAUAACAGAAACUUUAUAGCUACAACACCUAUAGUUAGAUUUAAAUUAUAGCUUCUAUAAUUUUCAGAAAAUAGUAUCAAAGCAAUUUAUGACGAUUCAGUUGCUUGUAUAUUUAUAUUAUUAACGAAUAUUCUAUUCCAAAUUAAAGUUUAUAAUAACA
Styela clava is the source of this 2854-nucleotide messenger RNA. NCBI's taxonomy places the organism in Eukaryota, Metazoa, Chordata, Ascidiacea, Stolidobranchia, Styelidae. The record is from RefSeq and is a predicted model, not a curated record.